UCCCAGAUUUUACGGGAUGUCUAUUUGGUUCCCAGAAUAUAUUAAGAAGCUCCACAUUGACCAGUCCAAGACAGAUGAAGAGUAUAACCGUACUAUCCAGGAUGUCCAGUUUAAUGUCACCAUGGAAAACAUUCAUUUCCAACACAGUUACUUUCAAAACGUACAGUUUCAAAGUAUGAUUCUGAGCCACUGCCUCUUCGAGGGGUGCAUCUUUGUCAAUUGCACCUUCAGUGAUGUAAGGUCCAGCAAGACCUUCUUUCGGAACUCGGAAUUCCUCGACGUCCUUUUCGUGGAUACGGAUUUUCAUGACUAUCGGUUCCAAAACUGUAGUCUUUAUGAUUCCAGUUUCUUCAGUACAAAAGCAGGCUGUACAUUGGACUUCGACAUCAGUUUUGAUCUUCAACCGAUCUUCUUGGAGAACUUACUUGCCCAGUUGGCGAUCAUUCCAGGAAAUAUCAUGUCCUCGUACGUCCUUGACCAGCUGGGGCGAGUAAAGACUAUGGGUACUUCCCUUUUCCUAACAAGUCUGAGUGCGUUUUUCAUUUGGUUCUUGGAAUCGAAGGCGGCAGUAAUUGGAUUUGAAACAGUAUUCAACUUUAUUUCCAUUUCGGGAUGGAAUGGCGUUGACGUCAUCACUACAGAGACUUAUCCCGCCCAUCUCAG
Limulus polyphemus (Atlantic horseshoe crab) is the source of this 663-nucleotide messenger RNA. Its product is annotated as synaptic vesicle glycoprotein 2C-like. The annotation marks the transcript as partial. The record is from RefSeq and is a predicted model, not a curated record. The transcript has 2 exons. Lineage: Eukaryota; Metazoa; Arthropoda; Merostomata; Xiphosura; Limulidae.